AUAAAGAAAGAACCGCUAAUUCUGCCAAGGGUUUUGGAAGUUUAAUGGUCGAUGAUGGUGGAAAAGAAUCCAUUGCAAAAUUAAUAGCAGAUGUGAAAGAUGAGGAUGCCUUAAAAUUAGCUCAAGCCACACAGAAACAUGUAAACCAAAAACGUAAUAGUUUCAAUAGUGUAGAAGCAGUGGGUCAAAAAUCUCUUACGCGCACCGAUGCGCCUCAGGAUCACGCUUUUUCUCCAUCUGAGACUACUUUGUCCAAUUCUAGUAGUUGCAAACAAAGCCUCGAAAACAAAUAUCAUGUAAUAUUCAAGAUCAUUAAUAAUAAAGAUGUAUAUAAUCCUCUUCUGGUUGUUAAAAAUCGAAAAGUUGACGUUAAGAAUGAGGGAAUAAAUGACAUUAGCUCAAUACCUGCUAAUAAAAUUAAACAAUCGAUAAGUAAAAGAAAAAUAAGUGGUUCUGAAUCCCACCAAAAAACUCCAAAUCCAUGGCACGUUACUCAUAUGGAAAUUCUAAAGGAUUAUGAACAAAGAAAUAAUAUUAGUGAUAUUUCCACUCCUUUUAAGAACUCAGAGUUACAAGGUGUUGAUAAUGAAAAUAAUGAUUCUAGAAAUGCCCUAUCUCGCGUAGGAUCUGAACCUAGUGCGUCCAAGAGAAAUUUACCUUAUCGUAGAUUAUCUCAAAUUUUUAUUCCUCCAUCGCAAGUGAAAGAAGAGCCAAGUCCUCCAGCAGAGGAAGGGCGUCGUGGUGGAAAACAUUCAAGAACUUUAAGCCUAAAUGGCAUGCCUUCACCUUUAACUAAGGAUGAUCAUCAAAGCAAAUCUAAAAAGGGUUUAUUAAGUUUAUUUAAGCGUAAAGAUAGGAAACAUAAUAAGCGAGGUCGGUCUGAUACCGAGAUUGAUGAUAAUGGAGAUGGUCAGGUUAGAACAAUCAAGGAAUUAGCUGAUCACACACCAUCAUCUCCGAAAAUUAUUUUGUCUUCGGGUGAUCAGUCUCCUAGAAGUUCUUCUGAAGAUGUGGGACCUUUGUCUGAAAAAGAUUUUUUAAGCGUCUCAAAUAAUAUGAAUAUAUAUAAUUCUGAGAUAAUGUAUAAUGACUCGGUAGAACAUGGUGUUAAAUAUGACAAUGAUAUGCUUGGAAAGCCAAAUCGUGAUACUUUGAUUGUACUUUCUGAUGACGCUUCUAUGUAUAUCGCUUCUAGCAAUGGUUCUUCGGCAAGGCAUUCUAUGGAAUUCGACUCGAUUAAAAAUACCUCAAUGGAACCUUAUUUAUCUUCGGAAUCAAAGCAGUCUAUAGCCGAAAUUUUACAUGUUGAAGAACAUCGUAAAAAAGUCGAUACUGAUGAAAAUGAUGACGAUGAACCAGAAGAUUAUGUUGACGAAACAGUUAGUGUCGAUCUUGAAGUUCUUCCACAAAGUUUAAGAGAACUAUAUCAAAAAGAUAAUAGUCGAUAUGUGGAAUUGAAUAUCAGAUCAAAUGAUGAUUUCAAAUUUAAUAAAUUUGUUCGUCGUAAAAGUAGGACUGAAUUCGAAUUAGAUAACACUUUAUAUGACCUUCGGAUAUCUCUUGUUGGAGAUGCAUCUCAUACUCAGAGGAGAAUUAAUCAGCAAGAAACAUCUGUGUUGAUUGCGCGAUGUGAUGAGUAUAUUGAAGAAGCAACAAAAUUGUUAGAGAGACACAAGGAAAUUAUGUCAGAUAGAAAUGAAAUUAUCGUAAAAAAUAAUUAUCGUUCAUCGUCACAAAGCCAAGACCCUUUAAAUACUGAAGGAUAUCACACACCCAUAGCGAGGGUGUAUGAAUUGAAAAAGAAUAUUGACGAGAAAACAAAAUCCUUGAAUAGUUCACUAGUCAAUAUUGAAAAUACAGUCAAUCAAUUAAAGACUCAACAUGAUAGUAUUUCUGAAGAAAUGAAAACGAUGUUUGAGAAAUUUGAAGGGAUGACACUUGCUGUGAAUCAUGAUUACUUUCAUGAGCUAAAAAUUCUUGAAGAUAAUAUUCACGUUUUAGUUUCAGAAAGUGGAAAAUCUCCUUGGUUAGAUAUAUUUUACUUAAUGAUGUCUUAUGUGCUUGCUG
Messenger RNA from Cetraspora pellucida, 2067 nucleotides. The record is from the annotation of a GenBank genome assembly. NCBI's taxonomy places the organism in Eukaryota, Fungi, Glomeromycota, Glomeromycetes, Diversisporales, Gigasporaceae.